Messenger RNA from Racocetra persica, 1145 nucleotides. Lineage: Eukaryota; Fungi; Glomeromycota; Glomeromycetes; Diversisporales; Gigasporaceae. The record is from the annotation of a GenBank genome assembly.
AUGGCAAGACUCUGUGCUGUGUGUAGAAUAAAAGAGGUUUAUAUUGAAAAUGGAUAUCCCACUGAAUUUUGUUCUCACAAUUGUCGAAAAGCUGCAGUAGACAGACAUCUUGUUGAAGCUUGUAUUGUAUGUCGUAUAUAUCCAAGAGUUUUGCUACAAACUGGCACUAGAUCACCUUAUUGUGGAAAAAAUUGUCAAGCUAAAGCAACAGCGUACGGAUCGGGGGCACCGCCAACACGGUAUACGACUCCUACAAGACCACCGAUUCAGCAAGGAUUCCCCCGACCAGUACUUGUAUCUUCUCCCGUAUCUACUAUACAACCUGGCCAAGUUAUAAGUGUGCCGCCGCCACUUCCAGUUAGACAGCCGGUUGCUCCAGUUAACGUUAACCGGCCAUUUCCAAUGAAUCAAGGACAAUAUAUGUCUCCUAUGUGCGUUCAAUGUAAAGUAAAACCUCGUUGGAGAGAUCAAAAUACUGGACAGCUUUCUCUUUACUGUGGAAAAACUUGUAAAGACAAGGCCACAGGACUUUCAAGGAUAUCACAAAACUAUAAUGCGUUUCCAACAACCAUUGCAUCUAAUGGUAUUCCAACACAAAUAGGUAUUCAACAGCAACAGGCCACACCAUUAAAUCUUUAUCAACCCUCACAAUUAAGUCCAGGUGUUCAACCACAAUCCAUACCAAUGAAUCUUCAUCAACAGGCACCGUUAACUGUUCAACAGGCACCGUUAGCUGUUCAGCAGACUACACCAUUUAUGAAUGUUCAUCAGCAGUCCACGCCAGUUGCAGGUAUUCAGCAACAGACUACUCCUGUAAGUGUUCAACAACAGGCUGCAGCAAUGAAUAUUCAACAACGGACUUCAUCAUUAAAUGCUCAGCAACCAAUAAAUGUUCAUCAGCAAAGGAAUUCAGUAAAUAUUCAGCAACCAACAAAUGUUCAUCAGCAAAGGAAUUCAGCAAAUUUUCGUCAACGACCAAUUUCGCAACAAAGUACACAAUCAAAAGGUAGUAAUCGACAGCGAAAUUCAUACCAGAAUGGAUCGUACCAAGAUGAAAUGUAUCAAGAUAAUGAGUACCAAGAUAAUGAUGCUGAGUACCAAGAUGAUGAUGCUGAGUACCAAGAUGAUGAGUAUCAAGAUAAUGA